Papaver somniferum (opium poppy) is the source of this 2080-nucleotide messenger RNA. Its product is annotated as probable glycosyltransferase At5g03795. Lineage: Eukaryota; Viridiplantae; Streptophyta; Magnoliopsida; Ranunculales; Papaveraceae. The transcript has 4 exons. The coding region runs from base 194 to 1846 and encodes 550 amino acids. The record is from RefSeq and is a predicted model, not a curated record. Gene Ontology annotation, molecular function: glycosyltransferase activity.
UACAACUCUCAUCAGAAUCUUUAACAUUAACAACAAGGUUUUACAUAAACUGAUUAUAAUAAACAGACAGCAGAAGUCAGAUUAGAGAACGGAGAUUGAGGCCUGAGGGAUAGAAGAAUGAGAAGAACUGUAGAGCAUGUAUAGACUCUAUUUUAGAACAAGACAACACAAUUUCUAAUAGAGAGAGGGAGAGAUGAAGGAGUGCUCUAGCUUCUGCAGCAGCAUGGGUCCAUCUUGUUCAUCAUUUAUGCUUAUGUUGGUUAUAAUUCCGUUGAUUCUCAUAUCAGCUGGUUUUGUUUCUGUAUUGGGUCCAAAUAAGGCUGCUAGUAACUCUUCUUGGUUUUCAGUUUCACAUUCUCCAUGGGUCAAGACAGGGACUGGGAUUUAUUCUUCUUCUUCUUCUUCUAACAGUUCUUCAUCAAUAGCUAAAGAAAGUAAGGAUCAUGGUUUGAACAAAAAAAUGAUGGGUCUUUAUCAGCAUCAAUAUGAUCAUAAAGAAAAAGCUCUUUCAUCACAAGAAGAUCUAGCCAGCUUCAACCAUUCUUCUCCUCCGUCAGUACUUGCCAAAGAAACCAUUCAAAUCCAUAAACCACUUGAUGAGGAAUUAAAGCAAGAGGGAUUAUUUAAAAGUUUCACAAACUUAUCUGAUGAUCAUGUGGCAAUUAAGUUCAAGAAGAAAGUACCGGAUAGCAAAUUGCAACACCUUGAAUUAGGUCUUGCGAAAGCUAGGGCUUUAAUAAGAGAAGCUUCUAAGUAUAGAAAUGAUCAGAUACCAGACCCAAAUUUGAUUACAGUAGGGCCAAUGUACUGGAACUCCCAUGCGUUCCAUAGGAGUUAUUUGGAAAUGGAGAAACAAUUCAAGAUUUUUAUAUAUGAAGAAGGAGAUCCACCACUGUUUCAUAGUGGUCCCUGCAAGAGUAUAUAUUCAAUGGAGGGAAAUUUCAUUCAUCAGAUGGAGAUGCAAGGUCGGUUUCGCACUCGAGAUCCAGAAAGAGCUCACGUUUAUUUUCUACCUUUCAGUAUAACAAUGAUGGUUCGGUUUGUCUAUGUGCCAAACUCACAUGAUAUCACACCUAUCAAGAAAGCCGUAGUUGACUAUGUCAAUGUCAUUGGAUCAAGAUACCCGUUCUGGAAUAGAAGUCUUGGAGCUGAUCAUUUCAUGCUUUCCUGCCAUGAUUGGGGGCCAAUGACAUCAAAAUAUGUACCUCAUAUGUUCAAUAAUUCCAUAAGAGCUCUCUGCAAUGCUAAUACUUCAGAAGGAUUCAGGCCUUCCAAGGAUGUUUCUAUUCCUGAAAUCAACUUAAGAACUGGUGAUACAAAAGGUUGGCUUGGUGGGCCAUCUCCGUCUCACAGGCCAAUAUUGGCAUUCUUUGCUGGAGGGCUACACGGCCCAGUCAGACCCAUUCUUUUAGAUAAUUGGUUCAACAAAGAUGAUGAUAUCAGGGUUUACAAGUACCUGCCGAAACAUGUGUCAUACCAGGACAUGAUGAAGAAGAGCAAGUUCUGCAUUUGUCCAAGUGGUUACGAAGUUGCAAGCCCAAGAAUUGUGGAAGCAUUCUAUGCGGGCUGUGUUCCUGUGUUGAUAAAUGAUUAUUAUGCGCUUCCUUUUGGUGAUGUUUUGAAUUGGAGAUCGUUUUCCGUUGUGGUUCCUGUAAAUGAGAUACCAAACCUGAAGAAAAUAUUAACAAGUAUAUCUCAAAGGCGGUAUAUAAAGAUGCAACAAAGAGGGCUUAAAAUUCGAAGACAUUUUGAAGUGAACUCACCGCCUGAAAGGUUUGAUGUCUUCCACAUGAUUCUUCAUUCCAUCUGGCUUAGAAGAUUGAACAUUCAGGUUGCUGAUCAGUAGAGGUACUUACCGUAGUUGAGUAUCAAUGUAUUUAGAGUUGCUUAUAGUAAUUCAAUGUGUAUAUUCAUGAAAACAGAACAUCAUCAAGGCAAAAGAGAAGAUGGAUCUGUAUAUCAUGUGAAAUAAUAACAGAAUUUCCAGUUUAGGCAUAUGCCCACCAAAUAGAUAUGACCUCUCGGGUUUCUGUUUGAUUUCUCUCAUUUCCUCUCUAUUCACUCUAUUUACAGUACUAGU